Molecule: messenger RNA, 4340 nt
Organism: Dama dama (fallow deer)
Lineage: Eukaryota; Metazoa; Chordata; Mammalia; Artiodactyla; Cervidae
Gene: KDM7A
Product: lysine demethylase 7A
Exons: 20
Coding region: 1-2829 (942 amino acids)
Biological process (GO): regulation of transcription by RNA polymerase II; protein demethylation
Molecular function (GO): transcription coregulator activity; histone demethylase activity
Source: RefSeq, a predicted model, not a curated record
AUGGCCGGAGCGGCGGCGGCGGUGGCCGCGGGAGCAGCAGCUGGAGCCGCCGCGGCAGCCGUGUCGGUGGCGGCUCCGGGCCGGGCCUCGGCAGCCCCGCCGCCCCCGCCGGUGUACUGUGUGUGCCGGCAGCCGUACGACGUGAACCGCUUCAUGAUCGAGUGCGAUAUCUGCAAGGACUGGUUCCACGGCAGCUGUGUUGGAGUAGAAGAACAUCAUGCCGUCGACAUUGACCUGUAUCACUGUCCCAACUGUGCGCUUCUGCAUGGCUCCUCCUUGAUGAAAAAGAGGAGGAACUGGCACAGGCAUGACUACACAGAAAUUGAUGAUGGUUCCAAACCAGUGCAGGCUGGAACUAGAACUUUUGUGAAGGAACUACGUUCUCGAGUCUUCCCAAGUGCCGAUGAAAUCAUUGUAAAGAUGCAUGGCAGCCAGCUGACACAAAGAUACCUGGAGAAACAUGGAUUUGAAGUCCCUAUAAUGGUUCCCAAAUUAGAUGAUCUAGGACUCAGGCUCCCUCCACCAACUUUUUCUGUUAUGGAUGUGGAACGUUAUGUAGGUGGUGACAAAGUGAUAGAUGUCAUUGAUGUGGCAAGGCAGGCAGACAGCAAAAUGACACUUCACAAUUAUGUGAAAUACUUCACGAAUCCCAACAGACCAAAAGUGUUAAAUGUGAUCAGCCUUGAAUUUUCAGAUACGAAGAUGUCUGAAUUGGUGGAGGUUCCUGAUAUAGCCAGAAAACUUUCCUGGGUGGAAAAUUAUUGGCCAGAUGAUUCAGUCUUUCCCAAGCCAUUUGUUCAGAAAUACUGCUUAAUGGGAGUUCAAGACAGCUACACAGAUUUCCACAUUGAUUUUGGUGGGACUUCAGUUUGGUACCAUGUCCUCUGGGGCGAGAAGGUUUUUUAUUUGAUAAAGCCAACAGAUGACAAUUUGGCCCUCUAUGAAUCUUGGAGUUCAUCUGUGACCCAGAGUGAAGUGUUCUUUGGAGAUAAGGUGGAUAAAUGCUACAAAUGUGUGGUAAAGCAGGGACAUACCUUAUUUGUUCCUACAGGGUGGAUUCAUGCUGUGCUCACUUCUCAGGACUGUAUGGCUUUUGGGGGGAACUUUCUGCACAACCUUAACAUUGGCAUGCAGCUCAGGUGUUAUGAGAUGGAAAAAAGACUUAAAACACCAGAUCUUUUCAAAUUCCCUUUCUUUGAAGCCAUAUGUUGGUUUGUAGCCAAAAACUUGCUGGAAACCCUAAAAGAAUUGAGAGAGGAUGGUUUCCAGCCUCAGACUUACCUAGUACAGGGAGUGAAAGCACUGCAUACUGCUUUAAAAUUAUGGAUGAAAAAAGAACUUGUAUCUGAACAUGCCUUUGAAAUUCCAGACAAUGUUAGACCUGGACAUCUUAUUAAAGAACUUUCUAAAGUAAUUCGAGCAAUAGAGGAGGAAAACGGCAAACCAGUUAAAUCUCAGGGAAUCCCUUCUGUGUGUCCAGUUUCACGGUCCUCAAGUGAAGCAGCUUCCCCAUACCAUUCCCGACGAAGGAUGCGGAAACUUCGAGACCACAAUGUCCGAACCCCUUCCAACCUCGACAUCCUGGAGCUCCACACGAGGGAGGUGCUCAGAAGACUGGAGAUGUGUCCCUGGGAAGAGGACAUCUUGAGCUCAAAACUGAACGGAAAAUUCAACAAACAUCUCCAGCCAUCUUCCACAGUACCUGAAUGGAGAGCGAAAGAUAAUGAUCUUCGAUUGCUGCUGACAAAUGGAAGGAUAAUUAAGGAUGAGAGACAACCCUUCACAGAUCAGAGUCUUUAUACAGCAGAUAGUGAAAAUGAAGAGGAUAAGAGAAGGACAAAAAAGGCAAAAGUGAAGAUGGAAGAGAGUUCAGGAAUAGAGGGAGUGGAGAAUGAAGAGUCUCAAAAACCACUUAACAGGUUUUUAACAAGUGUGAAAUCAGAACUCAGGAAUCGAUCAUCUGAAUAUUCUGAUAUUUCUGAUUCAGAAGACUCUGGACCUGAUUGCACUGCACUGAAAAAUAAUUUUACCACUGAAGAGUCUGAAAGUUCAGGUGAUGAAAAGAAACAAGAGAUAACAUCAAACUUUAAGGAAGAAUCUAAUGUGAUGAGGAACUUCCUUCAAAAGAGCCAGAAGCCAUCUCGAAGCGAAAUUCCAGUUAAAAGGGAAUGUCCUACCUCGACGAGCACAGAGGAAGAAGCUAUUCAGGGCAUGCUGUCUAUGGCAGGGUUGCACUAUUCCACGUGUUUACAAAGGCAGAUACAAAGCACAGACUGCGGUGGUGAAAGACCCUCUCUCCAGGACCCCAGCAGCUGCCACAGCAGUAACCAUGACGUCAGGCAGUUGUAUCGCUGUGAUAAGCCAGUGGAAAGUGGAUAUCAUGUCAAGACUGAAGAUCAAGACUUGAGGAGUUCUUCCUGGAUUAAACAAUUUGAUACAACUUCCAGAUUUAAUCUUCAGGAUCUAAACAGAGGCCAGAAAUGCAUCAAAAAGGAAGUUUCAUCAGAAAUCAGUCAGAAAGUACAAAGUAGGAAUUGUGUGGACAGCAGUGGCUCAAGCCUUCAGAAUGCAAAGUAUACGCAGAGUUCAAGCUUGAUAUCAGGGGCGUGCCAGCUAAGUAACGGCAGUAUAAGCCCAGAAAGGCCUGUUGGUGAAACUUCCUUUUCAGUGCCCCUUCACCCCACCAAGAGACCUGCGUCAAAUCCACCACCUAUCAGCAACCAGGCAACAAAAGGUAAACGUCCAAAAAAAGGAAUGGCAACAGCCAAGCAACGUCUUGGGAAGAUCCUUAAACUGAACAGAAAUGGCCACGCACGUUUCUUUGUGUGACGGAGCUGUGGCUGUGGCCACUAUUCCCUUCGGAGACCGGCCUUGGGGUGCGGGAGCCUGGAGCUUCCACGCGCCCCACUGAAGCAGUUUGCAUGUACAGUAGGGAACACUGCCUGAAGAACAAAAUGAACCUGAUGCUGCAUUUUCACUGUGCCACACCCACUCAGCAAUAACCAUUUUGGACCUGGUGGGGAGAGGAAGAAGGAGGGUAGAACCUUAAAAAGAGACCUUGAACUGGAAAGGGUCUCUUGUCAGGGCUUGAAUUUCAUUUUGUUGUUGGUAGUGUUUUGAUUUAUUUUCAGUGAUAGGGUAGAGAAUUAUCAGUAAUUUAUUUAACAGAUUUUUUUUUUUAAAGUUAACAGCUUUUAAAUUCUUUCUUUUUUAAAGCUAUUUAUUUGGAAGAUUUCUGGAGAAAUAUCUCACUAAUUUAGAUUUAAGAAUGUGAAGGUUUUUAAAUUAUUUUUGAUAGUGUGUGUGUUACACGUGGGGAAGAGCCACGGUAACAGUAACUAGUCUGGACUCUUAAAUUUGCUAUUCAGGUUAAAGUCUUAAACAGGGAUUUGAUGCAUUAAUUAUUUUAAAUUAAGAUGUAUAUGAAAAUCAUUUUAUUUUAUAUAUUUCAUGUGUUUUUUAUAAGCUAUUAGCUUCGCUUUUGCUAACAUCCAAGGUGCAUACUGUUAUCCAGGUCGAUUACCUAUGUCCCACCUUCCCUCUGCACUCCCCCUCAUUUUGUGAUGACACAAGACUCUUCUCUUUGCAGGGAAACACUUUCGUAGCCAGUGUGUAAGAACUACAUUCAAGACGCCACAUUUCUCAUUUCGUUUGACAUUGCAGUUUUCUUCUAAAUAGAAAAAUAGGCUUCUUGCAUUUUCACUUUUGCUGAUGAUAUCUGGGUCCCAAAGAGUACAGCUUUAAUAUCUUUUCCCUACUUGUGGGAAAAGUAUUAUAAGUUUGGUUAAAUUGUCAUGUUUGUAGUUUUCCAAAUACAUUUGUAACUCCAGAGGGCCUUCAUACUGCUGGUGUUGGAGGGCAGGGCCAGCACCUGCCACAGAGGUUAUAUUUUAUGAUGCUUUUAUUCUGUAUACCUAAUCUGUUGGAAAAUAUGAAAUAUGGUUUGACUUAGAAUAUUCAAAUCUGCAUAAUAAGCCGUAAUAUAAGACUAUACUAUAUUAAGUUGUAUAGAAGCAAGCAUGUUGGAGUAGAUGAAUUGGGUGUGUGUGUGUGUGUGUGUGUGUGUGUUUAGUUUUUUAUUUCUUAACCUUCUAAAGCAUUAUUUAAGAUGUGGAUUUGGAGUAAAAUGGGUGCUUUCUGUAGUUUCUUCCAUCUGUCCUAACUUAACCAGUGCAUAGUGAGGUUAAGUAUCCGGUUGAGCUUUAAGGAAUCAUUUAUAUCCUUUGUGCACAAUUUUUACUAAAUGCCAGUUUUCAGCUGCUUGCAAUAGCUUAUGUUUUCCUCUCCGCCUGUGACAUAAAAACAAGUAAUUUCUUGUUUCUUGGGGGGUGGGGUGGAGA